AUCUUUAGUCCUCUCCUCCUCCACUCCGCUCCCUCCCUCCCCCACAACGCGGCAGGGCGUACGUUAUCGGAUUCGGGCGCGCGCGGCCGAGAUCCGCAGCACGCCGCCGCCGCCACCGCUAUCGCGCGAUCUCAUCGCCGCGGGAGCUGCAUUGCGCGGCUCGCCACCUCCCCGGCGUUUCCUGGGGGUGGCUCUGGCGGAGGGGCGGGGAACGGGUCACGUCCGCGAUCCACCAGAUCCGACCUCGCCGCCGGCGGCGGCGCCAUGGAGCCCAACGCGCCGCUCGACUACGCGCUCUUCCAGCUCUCCCCCCGCCACUCCAAGUGCGAGCUCGUGGUGUCCGGCAGCGGGCGGACGGAGAAGAUCGCGUCGGGGUCGGUCAAGCCGUUUGUGACGCACCUGCGCGCCGCAGAGGAGCAGGCGGCGGCCCAGCCGCCGCAGCCGGCCAUCCGGCUGCAGCUGGACCGCUGCGCCACGUGGUUCAGCAAGGGCACCCUCGAGAGGUUCGUGCACUUUGUGAGCACAUCCGAGGUGCUGGAGAUGGCGAAUGCCUUCGAUGCAGAAAUGUCGCAGCUAGAAGGGGCUAGUAAGAUUUACGCGGCACAGGGACUGAAGCCUCAGCAGCAGCUGCAGACAUUACAAAUGCAUAGAGAUGCCGUCGUACGUCGUGUACAAGGGUGAGGUUUCCGGAGUCUACGACGACUGGGAGGAGUGUCGGAGACAGGUUCACCGUUUCAGCGGUAAUAGUUAC
Molecule: messenger RNA, 751 nt
Organism: Hordeum vulgare subsp. vulgare (domesticated barley)
Lineage: Eukaryota; Viridiplantae; Streptophyta; Magnoliopsida; Poales; Poaceae
Product: COP1-interacting protein 7-like
Exons: 5
Coding region: 265-681 (138 amino acids)
Source: RefSeq, a predicted model, not a curated record